This is a messenger RNA of Trypanosoma conorhini, 1419 nucleotides long. RefSeq lists its product as uncharacterized. The coding region runs from base 1 to 1419 and encodes 472 amino acids. Lineage: Eukaryota; Euglenozoa; Kinetoplastea; Trypanosomatida; Trypanosomatidae. The record is from RefSeq and is a predicted model, not a curated record. The transcript has a single exon.
AUGGAGGGCAUUCAGAGCGACCUCGACGUCAUCCGCGGUGCCCUCGCCAGGUCGCUUUGCCCCGCAGCAGCAACGCCGGCCGCGGCGGCGUACGAUGCGGAGAAGGACGGGCGCCACGGUGGCGCUGCAGAGGGCCCAGGCAGCGGCGGUCACCAGCGGGCGGGGAUGCCUCAGUCCCCCAGCACCGACGCCGGGGUUGACUGCGACCGGCUGGAGCUGGCGCGGCUGCGGGAGCAGGUCUCCCUGUUGUCCUCCUGCGAGGCCGAAAAGGCGCGGCUCGAGGUGGAAGUGGCCUCCAAGGAGGCAGCGCUACGGCAGUGCGCCCAGGCGUCCCACACCGUGCUGCAGCGAGAAAAGGAGCAGCAGGAGCAGCUGCAUCGUGCCACGGCGGCGCUGCAGGAGAAGCAGGCGGAGCUGACGAUGUGGCGUGAGCGACACCAGCGGCUGCAGCGCGAGGCGGACUUGCUGCGGCAGGAGCUGGACGCCUUGGCCGGGCAGUGCGACCGCCUCGAGGCGGCGGUGGGUGAGCUGCGCGAGGCGGUUCUGCAGGUGGCUGCGGAGAACGACAGACUGCGUACAGCCCUUCAUGGGACGGAGGCAGAGUGUGAAGAGCUGCGGCGCCGGCAGGAGGAGCACGACGCUGUCGUUGAACGCGAAGCCGCGCUGCGGGAUGAACUGCAGGCGAUACACACAACAUAUUCGGAGUCGCUGGCGUACCUCACAGCCGCGCGGGCCGAGAUUGAGGCGCGGCGGCAGUACUGGGCCUCCGUGCAGGAGGAACAUGCCUCCCUGCAGGAGGCUCUUGCGGCGGCACAAGCGGCCGUGUGUGUGUGGGAGGCACGCUUUGUGUCAGAGCAGGCGGCCCCACCCGCAUCGCCGCACAGCGCGACGCGUGAGAACGCCGCCACCAGCCUCCCUGGCGACGACGAUGGCGGCGGCGGCUCCUGCACAGGGGACGAGGGCGAGAGCCACGAGGCCCACUUGGCGGCGUUGGAGGCGAAAGUUGUUGAUCUUGCUUUGCACCUGCAGGAGCAGCGCGCGGCGGCGGCGGCGGCGGAGGAAGGUUAUGCGACACUCGCAUCCGCCGUGACGCUGGAGAGCCGCGAGCUCCUUGAGAUGCGACGUUUGCUCGCGGCGCAGAGGCCCGAGUGGACACGCCUGUCCGACACAAACCAGCAGCUGCAGGCCGCUUUGCUGGCAUGUGAGAGUCACGUCGAGGCGCUGCAGGAGUUGGCCGUCUCCCUCCUCGACGAACUCACCGAGCAGUCUUUGUACGCCUACGAGCUGGAGACGCAGCUGGCGGUGAAGGUCGUUAAGGGCGGCGGUGGCGGGACGGCUGCGCCACGUCGGUCAACCGCUCUGCACUUCAUGCAGCGGCAGCAGCACCUGAAGGCUUGCGCCAGCGGAAGGCUGAAUUAG